Molecule: messenger RNA, 3057 nt
Organism: Meyerozyma guilliermondii ATCC 6260
Lineage: Eukaryota; Fungi; Ascomycota; Pichiomycetes; Serinales; Debaryomycetaceae
Gene: RPO21
Product: DNA-directed RNA polymerase II subunit RPB1
Exons: 1
Coding region: 1-3057 (1018 amino acids)
Biological process (GO): transcription by RNA polymerase II
Cellular component (GO): RNA polymerase II, core complex
Molecular function (GO): DNA binding
Source: RefSeq, a predicted model, not a curated record
AUGAAUUUGAAGGACUUGAACAAUGUGAAGCAGAUGGUGGUUUCGGGAUCGAAAGGUUCGUUCAUCAAUAUUUCACAAAUGUCUGCAUGUGUGGGUCAACAAAUCGUUGAAGGUAAACGUAUUCCUUUCGGUUUUGCCGACAGGUCUUUGCCUCAUUUCACCAAGGACGAUUAUUCUCCUGAAUCAAAGGGAUUCGUUGAAAACUCGUACUUGCGUGGUUUGACUCCCCAAGAAUUCUUCUUCCACGCUAUGGCUGGUAGAGAAGGUCUUAUCGAUACUGCCGUCAAGACUGCCGAAACCGGAUACAUUCAACGUAGAUUGGUCAAGGCAUUGGAGGACAUCAUGGUGCAUUACGACGGUACAACGAGAAACUCCUUGGGUGAUAUCAUUCAAUUCGUUUAUGGAGAGGACGGUGUUGAUGGAACUCAAGUGGAGUCUCAAUCGGUGGACGUUAUUCCUGGAACCGACGAAUCCUUCGAACGCAGAUACAGAGUUGACCUUUUAGACCCUGAAAAGUGCAUCCGUGAUUCUUUGUUAGAGUCAGGAAAAGAGGUCAGAGGUGACGUGAAUUUGCAAAGAGUUCUUGAUGAGGAAUAUGAGCAGCUUUGCAAUGACCGUCGUUACUUGCGGGAAGUCUGUUUCACUAACGGUGACUAUACAUGGCCAUUGCCUGUGAACUUGCGUCGUAUAAUCCAGAACGCACAACAACUUUUCCAUGGCGGCCGUCAUAAAGCGUCCGAUUUGAGAUUGGAAGAGAUAGUUGAGGGUGUCAAGGAACUUUGCAAAAAAUUGCUUGUCCUCAGAGGUGACUCACCUUUGGUCAAGGAAUCGCAGGAAAAUGCUACCCUUCUUUUCCAAUGUCUUGUAAGAUCAAGACUUGCCACGAGAAGAGUUAUAGAGGAGUUCAGAUUGAACCGUAUGUCUUUCGAGUGGGCCAUGGGUGAGAUCGAGACCCAAUUCCAAAAGUCUCUUGUACACCCCGGAGAGAUGGUGGGAGUCAUUGCUGCCCAGUCUAUUGGAGAACCUGCCACUCAAAUGACGUUGAACACUUUCCAUUAUGCUGGUGUUUCUUCUAAGAACGUUACGUUGGGUGUCCCUCGUUUGAAGGAGAUUCUUAAUGUGGCCAAGAACAUUAAGACCCCCGCGCUUACGGUGUAUUUGGAAAAGGACAUAGCUGCAGACAUCGAGAAGGCUAAGGUGGUUCAAUCUGCUAUUGAACAUACCACUUUGAAGAAUGUUACUGCAUCCACGGAGAUUUUCUAUGAUCCAGAUCCUCGAAGCACUGUUCUCGAGGAGGAUUACGACACUGUCGAAGCUUAUUUCGCCAUUCCCGAUGAGAAGGUUGAAGAGUCUAUCGAGAAGCAAUCACCUUGGUUGUUGCGUCUUGAGUUGGACAGAGCCAAGAUGUUGGACAAGCAAUUGACAAUGGCCCAAGUCGCUGAAAAGAUCUCGCAGAACUUUGGUGAAGACUUGUUUGUGAUUUGGUCUGAUGAUACCGCUGACAAGUUGAUUAUUCGUUGUCGUGUUGUUCGUGAUCCAAAGUCCUUGGAUGAGGACGUUGACGCCGAAGAAGAUCAAAUUUUGAAGCGGAUUGAAGCACACAUGUUGGAGUCCAUCUCAUUGCGUGGUAUUCAGGGCAUUACUAGAGUAUUCAUGAUGCAACACAAACUCAGUUUACCAGAUGAGACAGGUGAAUUCAAGCAGGGACAAGAGUGGGUGCUUGAAACAGAUGGUGUGAACUUGGCAGAUGUUAUGGCAGUACCUGGAGUAGAUGCGAAGAGAACCUAUUCCAAUAACUUUAUUGAAAUUUUAUCAGUUUUGGGUAUUGAGGCUACCAGAUCUGCCUUGUUCAAGGAAAUUCUUAACGUCAUUGCCUUUGAUGGUUCGUAUGUGAACUACCGUCAUAUGGCUCUUUUGGUGGAUGUGAUGACUGCAAGAGGACACUUGAUGGCUAUUACAAGACAUGGUAUCAAUAGAGCCGAUACCGGCGCUUUGAUGCGUUGUUCGUUUGAAGAGACAGUGGAAAUCUUGCUUGAAGCUGGUGCAGCUGCAGAACUCGACGACUGUCAUGGUAUCUCUGAGAAUGUGGUUCUUGGACAAUUGGCACCGUUAGGAACCGGCGCAUUCGAUGUGAUGGUGGAUGACAAGAUCUUGCAAUCAUCUCCAUCGAACAUGAGUGUUCCAGUGGGUGCCGCGGAAGGAGCUGGAGCUUAUGCUGACGAUGGAGGUGCUACACCAUACAGAGAAUAUGAUAUGGAAGACGACAAGAUCCAAUUCGAAGAGGGAGCAGGUUUUUCACCAAUUCAUACAGCCCCUGUAUCCGAUGGUGCGGGUGCUUUAACUGCUUAUGGCGGACAACCAGGUUCACCUUCACCAACUUCACCAUUCGCUUAUGGAGCUACGUCGCCAGCUUAUGGUGGUGCCUCUCCUGGCUAUGGUGUCACGUCGCCAACCUAUUCACCAACGUCGCCAAGUUACAGUCCUACCUCUCCAAGUUACAGUCCUACCUCCCCAAGCUACAGUCCAACUUCGCCAAGUUACAGUCCCACGUCGCCAAGUUAUUCACCAACUUCGCCAAGUUACUCCCCAACUUCUCCAAGUUAUUCACCAACUUCUCCAAGCUACUCACCUACUUCGCCAAGUUACAGUCCAACUUCACCAAGUUACAGUCCUACUUCGCCAAGUUACAGUCCUACUUCGCCAAGUUACUCACCAACCUCACCAUCCUACUCACCUACUUUCGCCAAGUUACAGCCCAACUUCUCCAAGCUACUCGCCAACUUCACCAAGUUACUCACCAACCUCACCACUGUACUCGCCUACCUCGCCAAGUUACAGUCCUACAUCUCCAUCCUACUCACCAACUUCGCCAAGUUACUCGCCAAACGUCGCCCAGUUACUCACCAACUUCCCCACAGUACUCACCUACUUCCCCAGCCUACUCACCCACGUCACCCCAGUACUCACCAAACUCACCACAAUACUCGCCUCGUUCGCCGCUGUAUUCCCCAGACCAGAAUGACGACAAGGACAAAAAACAGUAAAAUACUUGUAUAA